This is a messenger RNA of Pollicipes pollicipes, 2047 nucleotides long. It is a transcript of the gene spab, whose product is annotated as space blanket. The coding region runs from base 123 to 512 and encodes 129 amino acids. The record is from RefSeq and is a predicted model, not a curated record. The transcript is spliced from 5 exons. NCBI's taxonomy places the organism in Eukaryota, Metazoa, Arthropoda, Thecostraca, Pollicipedomorpha, Pollicipedidae.
CGAGGCGGCGCUGAUUGAGGAGCUGCUGGAGGAGGACGAGGAGACCAAGGCACACUGCCGCGGCCGACGCUGCUUCUCCAACGAGCAGUGCUGCACCUCCUACCUCUGCGUCGAGGCCGAGGAUGCCGGCACGGCUGCGUCCGGCACGUGCAUGCCCAAGUACGUGCGCCGCGAGGGUGACACGUGCACAGUCCGCGUCCGACUGCGGCUCCAGCCUGGCCUGCGUGCAGCAGACGACCGGCGGCAAACGCUGCGAGAAGCACGUGAUCGGCAACAAGUCAUACUACGAGGACUGCAAGAUGACCACUGAGUGUGACGUCACCAGAGGCCUCUGCUGCCAGCUGUUGAGAAGGCACCGCCAGUCGCCGAGAAAGGCCUGCCUGUACUUCAGCGACCCUCUGAUGUGUAUCGGUCACGUGCCCAUGGAAGAGGUCAAGGCCAAGGUCGAGCACAUGGCGAGCGAGAAGCGCAUCACGGGCCACAUCGACGACCUGAAGCACCUCACCAACUAACCGGCCUCGCUUCGCUCCCGGUCAAGGUCACGCGCCAAGGUCAUGCGUGACGUCCCGGGCCGGGGGCGCCGGCGGCGCCGCAGGCGGCCGGCCCGCGAGCGUUCAUGUCGUGACGUACCUACAUAUCACUCGUUGCGGAACCGAAAACGCUUUCGACCCGACAUAUCAUUCGGUGUGUGUAGCCGGUCGGCCCCGGAGCCGGCCGCGGCGCGCGCUCCGCGUGCUCUGUCCGUGUGUGCGCGUAUGUGUGUGUUGGCGCGCGGGGCGUCGGCCCCGGCAGGCUCGGCCAGACCGCCGAGCGUCCCCCUCGCGAGCGUGUCGACCCUCGGUGUGCGACGCAGGCGACUCGCCCUUCCGCUGCGACUUCGCCCCUGAGCACCUGUCGGCGACGCGAGCCGUGCAUGAGCUGAGCUCGCGGAGGGCCCCAGUCCCCCUCACCACCACCAGCUGGCCCGGCCGACUAAACCGGCGCGGCGUCAGUUCCACCGACUGCAGCGCCCGCCGGCGGUGCUACGGGUCGACAGAGUCCCAGCCGCAACGUCGAUGCCGCUAUACCUCCUCUCUCUUCCCGCCACGUCGCCGAUUCCUGCCGUGUUUCUCGCCCGGACUACAUCGAUUGAGUUCGCCGUGGCAUAUUGGCCCGCUCUUACUCAUCAAGGCUACCUCUCGGAUUGUAAGCAAAUGUGCCUCACAUCUGACCGUCUCAGCUGAUCCUUGUGAGCGCCACUUUGUUACAGUUAUAAACAGGAUAUGUGUGCCCGCACUCGCUCACUCUGCAGUGAUUCAGUCAUUCACUCUUCCACUCCGAUUCCACGAGUGGUUUAGGACCUUACGUUCCAACUCUUCUACUGUUCGAAAUCUUCUCCCUCUGUACUAUGCUGUUACGUUAGAUACUAUGCUAUCUAUCUUGAGACCUUCCCCCUACCGAGCGCCUUCCUUUGAAAUGGACUUCAUCGGGAAGGGAUCUCACUCAGCUCGAAAACGGCCCCGCGCACUCGCAGCCAUGGUUGGUCGCUGCCCCUCUCGCUGUGCUGCCUCCCGCGUGCCGUCGCCUGCCGCAUGUCCCCGCGUGCGACCACCUCCGAGGCUGGGCCCGGCCUGUUGUGCGAGACUGUGCGCACCACCGUGUCCGGCGUCUACUCUGUAGUGUAGUCUAAGUAGUGUAGUAAGCAAUAGCGUUAACCGUUAGAGAGAUUAUCGCGAACAGGCAGUGUCCCCUGGUCACAUCCUGGCAGGCGUCCACGCAGGCUUGCCGUUGAAGUGCAGACGGUGCAGUGGCUGGAAACACUUCGCUGACUCCCACCGCGGCACUGCUGGGUGCUCGGAAGACCAUGGGAUGCUGUUCGUGAGACGACGCUGUUCUCUCGAUCAUUGAUGUUGAAAAAGACGGUUGGCGGUGUGAAUAGACGUGACCCGAUAUUCUUCGCAAAAUCUGUGCUGUUGUACAUUGGUCUAUAUAUUCUAUAUACCAUGGAAAAUGCAUCUUGGUGUAGAAAUAAAGCAAACAGAUAAUAUACUGGAUUCGGGCAACUCUA